Anisakis simplex (herring worm) is the source of this 393-nucleotide messenger RNA. The record is from the annotation of a GenBank genome assembly. NCBI's taxonomy places the organism in Eukaryota, Metazoa, Nematoda, Chromadorea, Rhabditida, Anisakidae.
AUGUUGUCUUGGUGUGUACUCUGUACAGAUAUGAUCGAAUUCAUUGCAAAGACAUUUUAUUGCAGAGCAAAGAAUGCGAUUUGUAUACAAAAGACGUCGAAAAGUGGUUUUUUACUGCUAGCACGAACGAGUGAGAUUCUUUGGUUUUGCUGCACUUAUUGCGCAUCGAUUCUUGCAACGAGCGCCGCAGCAAUGACCAAUUCUGUCGAUGCAAUCAUUACUCAGGUGCAGAAAGAGGAUAUCGAUCCGAAUGGACAGUACAUCGCAAGAGGUGUUUUGGAGGAAUCUUGUAAUGAGGUGAUGUUCGCAACACCAACCACGGAUUCGUCAAGUGAUGAUGAUAAUUUCACAGGUUUAUAUUAUCACUCGUUCAAUAUCUCUUCCUUUAUCUAA